AUGGCAGCGAUGGCAGAAUUCAACAAUGUCCGUUCAGUGACUGAAAUGCCAGAAGGAGACGAUGCUAAACGCAGUUUCCAUCACAGAAUGUUCUUGGAACCCCAGGAGAAGAAGAGGAGCAUGAGGGCUCUGGUGGUUAAGCAAGCACAGAAAGCUUGCAGCUGCACUCCGGCCAAAGUUAAAGACUAUGUUUUCAGUUUCUUUCCCGUCUUGCAGUGGCUUCCUAAAUACAAGCUAAGAGAGUACCUACUGGGAGACAUAAUGUCUGGUGUGAUUGUGGGGGUCUUACUAGUCCCACAGUCAAUUGCCUAUUCUCUCUUGGCUGGACAGGAGCCCAUUUAUGGCCUUUAUACAUCCUUUUUUGCUAGCAUUAUUUAUUUCAUAUUUGGAACCUCCCGCCACAUCUCAGUUGGCAUCUUCGGUGUGAUUUGCCUGAUGGUGGGACAAGUGGUGGAUCGUGAAAUACAGAGAGCUGGCUAUGACUUAGAGCCAGCUGCGCUCACUGUCCUCACAGAUACAGCAGCGUAUGUAAAUGCCACCGUUUUGCCUGUGAAUCAGACGUCCCAGAAGCUGUUCUGUGAUAAAAGCUGCUAUGCAAUUACAGUGGGAGCCACCAUGACCUUCAUAGCUGGAGUUUAUCAGGUGGCCAUGGGUUUCUUUCAAGUGGGCUUUGUCUCAGUGUACCUCUCCGAUUCAUUGCUGAGUGGAUUUGUCACGGGUGCCUCCUUCACCAUCCUAACCUCACAAGCGAAGUAUCUCCUGGGCCUAGACAUUCCACGGAGCAGUGGCAUCGGCUCCCUCAUAACCACGUGGAUAAACAUCUUCAGAAACAUACACAAGACCAACAUCUGUGAUCUCAUCACCAGCUUCUUGUGCUUUCUUGUACUUAUCCCAACCAAAGAGCUUAAUGAACAUUUUAAAUCCAGGCUCAAGGCUCCAAUACCAGUUGAACUAGUCGUGAUUGUGGCAGCUACUCUGGCAUCUCACUUUGGGAAGCUGAGAGAGACUUACGGCUCGAGUGUUGCUGGACACAUCCCAACUGGGUUUCUGCCACCUCGCCCUCCAGACUGGAACCUGAUUCCUAGUGUGGCUUUGGAUGCUAUCCCCAUAGCUAUUAUUGGCUUUGCCAUCACUGUCUCCCUCUCAGAGAUGUUUGCCAAGAAGCAUGGUUACUCCGUGAAGGCCAACCAGGAAAUGUAUGCAAUUGGCUUCUGCAACAUCAUUCCCUCUUUCUUCCAUUGCUUCACAACAAGCGCAGCUCUUGCCAAGACUCUUGUCAAAGAGUCCACAGGCUGUAGGACACAAAUGUCUGGCAUGGUGACUAGUUUGGUAAUCCUAUUAGUCCUCCUUGUGAUUGCACCUUUAUUUUAUUCCCUUCAGAAAUGUGUCCUUGCUGUCAUAACAAUUGUAAACCUCAGAGGAGCCCUGCGGAAGUUCAAGGACCUGCCAAAAAUGUGGCAUUUGAGCAGAGUGGACACAGUGAUCUGGCUAGUUACUAUGGCAGCCUCAGCACUCAUCAGUACUGAGAUUGGUCUUUUGGUUGGUGUUUGCUUCUCUAUGCUCUGUGUCAUUUUCCGAACUCAGAGACCGGAGGCACCGCUGCUUGGCUGGGUGGCAGAGUCCGAGACGUAUGAAUCCCUGUCUGCUUACAAGAACUUGCAAACCAAGCCAGGAAUCGUGGUGUUCCGUUUUGAAGCACCCCUCUACUACAUCAACAAAGAGUGCUUCAAAUCCACCUUGUACAAGCAAACUGGGGUCAACCCAGUCUGGGUGAAGGCAGCAAAGAGAAAGGCAGCAAAAAGAAUGCUUAGAGAGAAAGAGGUGGAUUCUAGUGGCAACCAGACCAGCAUCUCCAUGGAUUUUGUCUCUGAACCUCUGGGGUUUCACACAAUAGUGAUUGACUGUUGUGCAGUACAGUUAGGAAUACGCACACUCAAAGAAGUUUGCAAGGACUACAGGGAGAUAGAUGUCCAGGUGCUACUGGCCCAGUGCAAUCCUUCGGUGAGGAGUUCCCUGAUCCGAGGCGAAUUCUUUAAAGAAGGGGAGGACCACCUUCUCUUCCAUAGUGUGCACCAGGCUGUGGACUUUGCAUUGGGUGCACAGGAGCACAGUGGGACCAGUACUUCUAAGGACUAG
Cariama cristata (Red-legged seriema) is the source of this 2136-nucleotide messenger RNA. Its product is annotated as sulfate transporter-like. Gene Ontology annotation, biological process: transmembrane transport. NCBI's taxonomy places the organism in Eukaryota, Metazoa, Chordata, Aves, Cariamiformes, Cariamidae. Gene Ontology annotation, molecular function: secondary active sulfate transmembrane transporter activity; chloride transmembrane transporter activity; oxalate transmembrane transporter activity. Gene Ontology annotation, cellular component: membrane. The record is from RefSeq and is a predicted model, not a curated record.